Scophthalmus maximus (turbot) is the source of this 3556-nucleotide messenger RNA. RefSeq names its product frizzled class receptor 3a (gene fzd3a). The transcript is spliced from 9 exons. The record is from RefSeq and is a predicted model, not a curated record. Gene Ontology annotation, cellular component: plasma membrane. The coding region runs from base 566 to 2644 and encodes 692 amino acids. Gene Ontology annotation, biological process: non-canonical Wnt signaling pathway; canonical Wnt signaling pathway. Lineage: Eukaryota; Metazoa; Chordata; Actinopteri; Pleuronectiformes; Scophthalmidae. Gene Ontology annotation, molecular function: Wnt-protein binding; Wnt receptor activity.
GAGGGAGGAGGACAGAGGAGGAGGAGGUGGAGGACAGGAGGAGAGGAGAGGAGAGGAGUGGAGGGCGCAGGCAGAGAGAGGGACGCUCAUUCAUUGUUACCAGCCGGAGGACCGGGCGGAGACCCCGUGGCCGCACGUGAAAUUGUCUGCACAACACCCAGAUUGCAGACCAAACGCCAUCUCCGAGCCGGGGUUGUCAUCGGUGUCUCCCGGAGGCAUCCGUCGAUGUCCGUUUGUGGCAGGAGAGGGAGGAGUCUGACGGUGCAGCGUCUUAAAGGACCACGGCAUCUCCUCAGGUGAUGGAGCGCUUGUGGUGACACACAGUGAUGGAUGCCGCCAGCUUCAGCCAUGGCCGUGUCGGAUUGCCCUGCCCGAACCGGGCCAUUCCCCUGUGAGCUGAAGAGGAGGCAGAGACGACCAGACAGACCUUAAGCCCCUCGCCCCUUCCCCGUGAAUGAGCCAGAAGCUUACGGGGCUCAGCGCCUCAUCUUAACCAGCCGUCACCUGGGUCUUUCCUCUCUCUCUCUCUCUCUCUCUUUCUCCUCUCCCCUGUAACGGACCAGUCAUGGCUCUCCUGUGGGCGCUGUCGGUGUCCAUGGCGACGGUGUGCGUCGCCAUCCCCAUGGAUGCGUCGGCAGGGAGCCACAACCUGUUCACCUGCGAGCCCAUCACCCUGCGCAUGUGCCAGGGGCUGGCCUACAACUCCACCUUCAUGCCCAACACACUGAACCACUACGACCAGCAGACCGCCGCUCUCGCCAUGGAGCCGUUCCAUCCCAUGGUGAACCUGCAGUGCUCCCCCGAGCUCCGGAUGUUCCUCUGCUCGCUCUACGCCCCGGUGUGCACAGAGUACGGCCGCAUGACUCUGCCCUGUCGCCGCCUCUGUCUGCAGGCCAAGAGCGACUGCUACAAACUCAUGGACAUGUUUGGUGUCAGCUGGCCUGAGGAGAUGGACUGCAACAGGUUCCCGGACUGCGACGAGCCUUAUCCCCGUCCCGCCGACCUCCUGUCCGUCUCCGACACCACAGAGUCCGCCAUCUCCGUGCAGAGGGACUACGGCUUCUGGUGCCCGCGCGAACUCAAGAUCGACCCCGAGCUUGGCUACUCCUUCAUGGGGGUCCGCGACUGCUCGCCCCCCUGUCCCAACAUGUACUUCACGCGGGAGGAGCUGACAUUUGCCCGCUACUUUAUCGGCGUGGUGUCCAUUGUCUGCCUGUCUGCCACCCUCUUCACCUUCCUGACCUUUCUCAUUGACGUGUCUCGAUUCCGCUACCCGGAGCGCCCCAUUAUAUUUUACGCCGUGUGCUACAUGAUGGUGUCCCUGGUGUUCUUCCUGGGGUUCCUGCUGGAGGACAAUGUUUCCUGUAAUGCCUCCAGUCCUGGGAGGUUCAGGGCUUCAACGGUGACUCAAGGCUCCCAUAAUAAGGCCUGCACUCUGCUCUUCAUGGUGCUGUACUUCUUCACCAUGGCCGGCAGUGUCUGGUGGGUCAUUCUGACCAUCACCUGGUUCCUGGCUGCUGUCCCCAAGUGGGGCAGUGAGGCCAUCGAGAAAAAGGCUCUCCUCUUCCACGCCUGCGCCUGGGGCAUCCCCGGCAUCCUCACAGUCACGCUACUCGCCAUGAACAAGAUCGAGGGCGACAGCAUCAGUGGCGUCUGCUUCGUGGGCCUCUACAACCUGACGGCGCUGCGUUGGUUCCUCCUGGCCCCCCUGGGGCUGGACGUAGUGGUCGGCGUGGCGUUGCUCCUGGCGGGCAUUGCAGCGCUGAACCGCGUGCGCAUGGAGAUCCCGCUGGAAAAGGAGAACCAGGAGAAGCUGGUCAAGUUCAUGAUUCGCAUCGGCGUCUUCUCUGUGCUCUACCUGGUCCCCCUGCUGAUCGUCCUGGCCUGCUACCUCUACGAGAACAGCCACAGGACGGUCUGGGAGACGACCUGGGUGCAGGAGCGGUGCAGAGACUACCACAUCCCCUGCCCAUACCAGGUGGAGAGCACUAGUCGACCCGACCUGGCCUUGUACCUCAUCAAGUACCUGAUGAUGCUGAUCGUAGGGAUCCCCUCUGUGUUCUGGGUGGGCAGUAAGAAGACCUGCUUUGAGUGGGCCAGCUUCUUCCAUGGCAAAAGGCGCAAAGAUGCGAUGGUCAACGACAGCCGACAGGUGCUCCAGGAGCCCGACUUCGCCCAGCUGCUGCUCCGGGACCCCAACACGCCCAUCGUGAGGAAGUCGCGGGGCACGUCCACCCAGGGCACGUCCACCCACGCCUCCUCCACCCACUUGGCCAUGCUGGACGAGCCACCCAGCGCCAGCACCAGCCGCGCCGGCUCGGUCCGCAGCGCGCGCUCCAAGAUGAGCAGUUACCACGGCAGCCUGCACCGCUCCAGAGACGGCAGAUACACCGCCUCCAGCUUCCGGGCCGCGGACGAGCGGCUGCCCUACGGCAGCAUGCCUCGACUCAAUGACCCGUCUCAGUCCAGGCACUGCAGCACCAACCGCCUGGACAGCCCGUCGCGGCACGGCUCCACCCAGCGGCUGGAGAGCCAGUCGCGGCACAGCAGCAUCCGGGACCUGAGCAGCACCGCCCAGGCCGUGCUCGGCGUGCCCGGAAACGGGAUCCACAGAGUCCUGGAGGAGGACGGAGCUACCGCCUGAAUCCUUGUGAGGCAGAUGUGACUGGAGGCUGGAAGUUAGAGUAGGACAGACGACUUUCUGUGUCUUUCUAGAAAGAUGAAGAAUGUACGAGGAUCCAGUUAGCUUCGCUAGAUGAGGGCUCCGUCCGGCCAUACCGAGGAUCGAUGCCUUAAAACGUUCUCUCAGCUUUACCCGGUCCACUAGCUGAUCCCAAAAAAAACUGAAGUUAACGACCGGUCUAGAAAACUACAGUUAAGUUUGAAGUCCUCGCUUAACUGUCGGACACUACUGAGCCACUAAAGAAGAGAAUGGGACCACUGACCGAAUGGACUGGUACUGUACUGGUGUGUAUAAAGGACUGGACGACAUCACGAGCCUCCGCCUCCUCCGGUCUGGAGGGUUUCUGAAGACUUACUCGUUCACCUCAUCGUAUCUCUAGUUGCUGCACAAAGGAAACAGAACUUUGUCGAGGUUCUUGAAGACGUUUAACCUCGUCAGAAACUAAACCAAGUCCUGUUUCCUGUGUACAGCACUUCAAUUAAAAAACAAACAGAUGUAGCAGGGUAUUUUUAUUUACCUUUUUUAAGAUUUGACUUUUGACCUGUUUUGCAUUUCCUCAGCCUCACAAUAAUUUUUCAGUUUCAUCCUGGUGACCUGACCUGCUAAAACCCUUAUUUAUAAACACCCGAUGGGGAAGGCAAAUAUAUUCGCUGCAAGUUUAGGGAACCAACAAUUGAGUGUGGAUUUCUUUUUUUGGCCUUAAAACGUCCUCUCAGCUUUACCCGAACUACAGGCUGACGUUGGGAACGCCGUGAGUCGAGAGGAUUCUCUGGCUCCGACGUCCCAAUGACAUCUGCUCUCCACGUGUCUCCUGACCUUUACAAAAGCCUUGUCUCAUUUUUUUAAAUUAAAAUGUUUUUUAAUAUCGAGGAA